AUGGCGACUUCCGAGGUUCCGCAACUGAGCAAAAUCCCGAUUGGCUCCAAUGUUUCGCUCAUCACCAGUGUCCAGUAUCGAUAUGAAGGGACGGUAGCUGCCAUCAAUUCCAUCGAGGACACGAUCACGCUUCGAAACGUACGAUUUUGGGGUGCCGAGAAUAGGGUUCCUGGGAGUACUUCUGCGCCUGCAAGUGAAAACAAGGGACCAGCAAUCGGAUCGCUUUUUGACUCUGUUACCUUUUGGAUGUCAAACGUGAUAAAAUUGAGGAUAACGGAUGAAGUAACCGACAAAAAUGAACUGACAGAUGUCGCUGUGAAAAUUGCUAGUUCCACAGAACCAAACAAAGGCCAGGCAAAGAAGCCACCCGCUGUCGUCGUAAGUCCAGACGCAAUCAACUUUUGCCGUGUUUACACCUCGUUCUCUGCUUUACUCUUCGAUUUAUUUUUGCUUGAAGGCUCAAACAACCGACAGUGCUUCCUCAAGCAGGAACUCGAACAGAGCCAGUCGCAAUGGCCGUACAUCAAGAACCGGUCAGGCGUCCGUCCCGCCAACUCACCGACAGUCGCGUCCAUUUAUACGACGAGGCAGAAACGGAGGACCUCAGAGACAACCGCCAUUUCUUCCGUUUGCCACGGCCCAAGCUCUUCCGGCCGCCCCUGCUCGGAAUACAUAUCUAGCUCCUGUUCGCGGGGCUUCAUAUAGAGUGUCCAACAAUGGAAGGCAGAAUGGGAUGGGUCGUCGAUCUGGUCCGUCUGGAGGCGGUGGUAGACGCUCAUAUCCGCCGUCUUCGGGCAAUGGUGGCGUGUUCGUUUAUCUGCCUCCUGAGGUGGCUGCAGCUUACCAGCCGCAUACAUUGACAAUUCUACCUCAGCAAGUUUACAACGGCCCAGUUGGAGGUGGCCGACGUGGUAACAGUGAACGCCGUAGUGGUCCCUCACGUGUUGUAACUGCUCCCGCGGCCCCUGGUAUGUUCCUGCCUCACCGUAUUCUCAUUUUAAUUAAUCCUUGCCAUUUUAACAGCGCGCAUGCGUUACUAAGGUCGAGUUUGGGAUUUGUAGAACUGCGAGGGGCCUACGUCGAUUUCCUCAUAUAUUUCUAUAUCUUUAUGUUUACUGACGGUCAAUCGUCUCGCUCCUUUUCGCAUGCAGAAGUUGACUGCUCGGUACCUUACGACUUCGAGACGGCCAAUGCCGAACUGGAGGCCGAAUUAGCGAAGAUUAAUCUGAACGCUGAAAAUCCAGAUGAGCAGGACAAACUCAGCUCUGGAGACCGCAGUGUGAAUCCAACAAGUGUUGAAACUGGCGCAUUCGGAGGAACUGCUUCUGGAAGCGGUGCAUCAGGUGACUCCUCAUCUGGGACCACGGAUGUUGCCUCUGGGACAACAACGGAACCUAUCCAAACUCUUGCCAAGUAUGUUUUUUAAAGUCCUGCACGUCCUUUUUUCUGUAUUUUCGCUCUUAAACAGACAGGUUAAGGCUUCACAUCUAAUUCCCUCAUCAGUUGUUGGGGCUUCUUUGGGGUAACUCAACUUCAACUGCUUCCACUUUAACCCUAUUUGUUAGCUUUGUCUCUCGGUUUUGUAAAAGACGUCUUUGCUUAUUUUUCUCAUUCUGCAGUGGGGAAUAUUAUGUGCGCGAAAAGUGCUUCUUUGAUCAGAUAAGCCGAUCCGAAGGCGGACCACGCGGACCAACAGGCGCAACCAGAGGAAGUGGAAAUAGUGAACGCGGUCGUUUCAAUUCAUUUGAUCGCUCGAGACCUUCUCAAGGGUUUUCAAUGUCUACGGCACGGCGGGAGCUCCAGCUUAAUAUUGAAACUUUUGGCCAGAUCGCUGCGCGCAGAGUCUACAAUCAGCGACGGCGACCGAACGGAAAUGUUUCACGCGAUCUCUUGGUGUCAGCCACCGCUUAA
This is a messenger RNA of Spirometra erinaceieuropaei, 1911 nucleotides long. The record is from the annotation of a GenBank genome assembly. NCBI's taxonomy places the organism in Eukaryota, Metazoa, Platyhelminthes, Cestoda, Diphyllobothriidea, Diphyllobothriidae.